This is a messenger RNA of Penicillium griseofulvum, 1488 nucleotides long. RefSeq names its product putative tRNA methyltransferase (gene trm82). NCBI's taxonomy places the organism in Eukaryota, Fungi, Ascomycota, Eurotiomycetes, Eurotiales, Aspergillaceae. The coding region runs from base 1 to 1488 and encodes 495 amino acids. Gene Ontology annotation, cellular component: cytosol; nucleus; tRNA methyltransferase complex. The record is from RefSeq and is a predicted model, not a curated record. The transcript has 3 exons. Gene Ontology annotation, biological process: RNA (guanine-N7)-methylation. Gene Ontology annotation, molecular function: tRNA (guanine(46)-N7)-methyltransferase activity; protein binding.
AUGGCUGGUCUCCAACACCCAUUCCACUGUCUGCGAUAUGUCAACAGACAGUCAGCAGGCCAAUCGGAUAUCCUUAUUGCCACGGCUGGUCGCAAUCUGUACUCAUACGAUGCGUCCAGUGGCCAACGUCUGGAUGUGUGGCCUCAGCCCGUAGAUGCCAAUGCGGAGGAUAAAGGCUCUGACGCGGCUCCCGCAUCUGAAAGCCAAGGCCCUCCAGAAAAGCGGAGAAAGCUUUCUUCGAGCUCUGAGGAACAGAAAGAUGCCAAAUCUGAGCCAAAGCCUAAGGAUUCAAACAAGGAAACAUCCAACUCCUGGACCAACAUUCCCCUCGUGACUGUUGCCCACGGCAAAUAUGUAGUGAUCAUGACCUCCGAGGACAAAUGUGUUCGAGUCCUGAGUUUGGACAAUGAAGGCAAACUCCAACAAUUGAGUGCUCGUACAAUGCCCAAGAAGCUCUCUGCUCUUACUCUGACUCCCGAUGAGAACAACAUCUUGUCGGGUGACAAAUUUGGAGAUGUGUACACUUUCCCUCUCAUUCCAAGCGGAGAAUAUGUGAAAGUCCAGGCCCCAGCGAAGCCUUAUGAGCCAUCUGCCACAAACCUCACGGUGCACACGAAGCGCAACCUUGAAUCAUUGGAGCAACAAAUGCGACAGGCUGCUCUGUCCAAGAACAACCAAGCAGAACGAGUUGUCCUGAAUUUCGAGCAUCAAGUCAUUAUCGGUCAUGUUUCGUUGUUAACGGAGUUGAUAUCCGUUACCCGGCCUGCGGACUCGACCGUUGGCAAGCGGAAUUACAUCCUGACUGCGGAUCGUGAUGAGCACAUCCGUGUCUCCCGUGGUGUUCCCCAAGCACAUGUAAUUGAGCAAUUCUGCUUUGGCCACACUUCUUUUGUCAGCAGUCUGUGUGUCCCUUCGUUCGAAUCCAAGGUUCUGAUCUCGGGUGGUGGCGACAGCUAUCUGCUUGUGUGGAACUGGCUCGAGAACCAGAUCUUACAGAAAGUCCAGCUUCCUAGCUCAGAAGGAGAGGUAACAGUGCGCGGCAUUUGGGAUGUUUCCCCUGCGCCUACCGCGGAAAAUGCCGAUCCUGUGAAGGCUAUCUUUGUUGCACUUGAAGGCUCUUCACAGCUUCUUUACUACACUCUGGAAAGCGAUAACACGAUAAUCCACCAAGAUACCCUCCAGCUGUCAGGAAAUAUUCUCUCACUGACUGGCCUUGAUUCAAGGGGCUCUAUUGUUGUUGCCGUGGAUACUUUGCGGGAAACCAAUUCCACAAGUGUCUGGAGGUCUUCUUCCCAGCCUCCUCUCGAAACCUUCCGGUUCAGUUCUGGAAAAUGGGCUCCUGCAGAGGACUCCAUGGUCAUCAAAAUUAACUCCGAAGGUACCUCAAGCGUCUCCACGACAUUGGAGCAGAAGCAGCAGAAAGAGCUCAAUGAUUCAAUGUAUAAUUUGAGCAACCUGCGGAAGAGAGAUGAACCAUACGACGACUAA